Messenger RNA from Sinocyclocheilus grahami, 3340 nucleotides. RefSeq names its product SWI/SNF-related matrix-associated actin-dependent regulator of chromatin subfamily A member 5-like. The coding region runs from base 115 to 3054 and encodes 979 amino acids. NCBI's taxonomy places the organism in Eukaryota, Metazoa, Chordata, Actinopteri, Cypriniformes, Cyprinidae. The record is from RefSeq and is a predicted model, not a curated record. Gene Ontology annotation, molecular function: DNA binding; nucleosome binding; ATP-dependent chromatin remodeler activity. Gene Ontology annotation, biological process: nucleosome organization. Gene Ontology annotation, cellular component: chromatin; nucleus. The transcript is spliced from 23 exons.
GUGCGCGCGCGCCGUGAUUGUACGGUCCUGUCAUGACGCAUACGCCAAAAUUAUGCUUUAUAACUUACUGUCUAGUCACCAGUAACUCAUGAAAACCUUCGCACAAUAACCAACAUGUCGGACGAAGAGCUACCGUCUACUUCUCGGGAGGCGCACGCGGAGGCAGAAGAGGAAGACCCACCAUUUCUCCUGGACCCUCCUCCUAAAGCAGCUGUGAAGGAGAGCUUGGUUGACCCUGAGUAUGAGGAAAAAAGAAAAACAGACCGUGCAAACAGGUUUGAGUUCCUGCUGAAGCAGACUGAGCUGUUCGCUCAUUUCAUUCAGCCUGCCAGUCAGAAAUCCCCCACCUCACCUCUGAAGGUGAAGGUGGGGAGACCUCGAAUCAAGCUGGAUGAGAAACAGAAUCUGCUGUCUGUCGGAGAUAACCGCCAUCGUCGAACAGAGCAGGAGGAGGAUGAGGAACUCUUAUCCGAGAGCAGGAAGGCAGCUAAUGUUCUUGUUCGUUUUGAGGAGUCACCCUCAUAUGUUAAGAAUGGAGCUUUGAGAGAUUAUCAAAUCCGAGGCCUGAACUGGAUGAUUUCUCUGUAUGAGAACGGCAUCAAUGGCAUCCUGGCUGAUGAGAUGGGUCUGGGUAAGACCCUGCAGACAAUUGCGUUGCUAGGCUACCUUAAGCACUAUAGGAACAUUCCCGGCCCCCACAUGGUCCUAGUGCCCAAAUCUACCCUGCAUAACUGGAUGAAUGAAUUCAAACGCUGGGUGCCCACCCUGAAGGCCGUCUGUCUCAUCGGGAAUAAAGAUGAAAGAGCAGCGUUCAUACGUGAUGUGAUGAUGCCCGGUGAAUGGGAUGUGUGCGUGACAUCAUACGAGAUGGUGAUUCGGGAGAAAUCUGUCUUUAAGAAGUUUAACUGGCGCUAUCUGGUUAUCGAUGAGGCCCAUCGCAUCAAAAACGAGAAAUCAAAGUUGUCAGAGAUUGUGCGUGAGUUUAAGACGACCAAUCGUCUGUUGUUGACUGGUACCCCACUGCAGAAUAAUCUACAUGAGCUCUGGUCGCUUUUGAACUUUCUGCUGCCUGAUGUGUUCAACUCUGCCAGUAUACUGGAUCACAGUCGCAUUGCACUUGACCACAUUAAAAGUCAAGUGUACACACGUAUCCUGAUGAAGGAUAUUGACAUCCUGAAUUCUGCCGGAAAGAUGGAUAAGAUGCGGCUUUUGAAUAUUCUGAUGCAGCUGCGGAAAUGCUGCAACCAUCCGUACCUGUUUGACGGGGCGGAGCCUGGUCCCCCAUACACCACGGACACACACUUAGUCACCAACAGCGGCAAGAUGGUUGUGCUGGAUAAACUUCUGCCUAAAGUGCAAGAGCAAGGAUCCAGAGUGUUAAUAUUUAGCCAGAUGACACGUGUGUUGGAUAUUCUGGAAGAUUAUUGCAUGUGGAGAGGGUUUGAGUACUGCAGAUUGGAUGGCAAUACACCUCACCAGGCCAGAGAGCAAGCCAUAGAUGCUUUUAAUGCCCCAAACAGCAGUAAAUUUAUCUUCAUGCUGAGCACACGGGCAGGUGGGCUGGGGAUUAAUUUGGCUACAGCUGAUGUGGUGAUUCUCUACGACUCGGACUGGAACCCACAGGUGGACCUGCAGGCCAUGGACCGUGCUCACCGUAUUGGACAGAGGAAACCAGUAAAAGUGUUCAGGUUGAUCACAGACAACACAGUGGAGGAGAGAAUUGUGGAGAGAGCGGAGAUGAAACUUCGUCUGGACUCUAUAGUGAUUCAGCAGGGACGGCUGAUUGACCAGCAGAAUAAAAUUGGGAAGGAUGAAAUGCUACAAAUGAUUCGACAUGGAGCAACACACGUGUUUGCCUCUAAAGACAGUGAACUAACAGAUGAAGACAUCAACACCAUUCUGGAAAGAGGCGCCAAGAAGACGGCGGAGAUGAACGAACGCUUGAAGAACCUCGGUGAGAGCUCGCUGAGGAACUUCACCAUGGACACAGGUUGCACCGAGACCAGCCUUUACAACUUUGAGGGAGAGGAUUACAGAGAGAAACAAAAACUAAGUUUGAUCGAAUGGAUCGAGCCUCCUAAGAGAGAAAGGAAGGCCAAUUAUGCUGUAGAUGCUUACUUCAGAGAAGCACUGCGAGUCAGCGAACCAAGAGCCCCAAAGGCCCCUCGACCCCCAAAGCAGCCCAACAUCCAGGACUUUCAGUUCUUUCCACCACGUCUCUUUGAGCUGCUGGAGAUGGAGAUUCUUUACUACAGGAAAACCAUCGGAUACAAGGUUCCACGUAGUCCAGAUAUCCCAAAUUCAGCACAGGUCCAAAAGGAGGAACAAGCAAAGAUAGACGAGGCAGAACCCCUCUCACCUGAAGAGACAGAGGAAAAAGAGAAACUACUCACACAAGGCUUCACAAACUGGAACAAGCGUGAUUUCAAUCAGUUUAUUAAAGCUAAUGAGAAGUAUGGUCGUGAUGAUAUUGACAACAUCGCCAGAGAGGUGGAGGGCAAGACGCCGGAAGAAGUCAUGGAGUACUCCGCGGUGUUUUGGGAACGCUGUAAUGAGCUGCAGGAUAUUGAGAAGAUCAUGGCUCAGAUAGAGCGAGGAGAAGCUCGCAUCCAGAGACGCAUCAGCAUCAAAAAAGCCCUGGAUGCCAAGAUAACGCGGUACAAGGCUCCGUUCCACCAGCUUCGUAUCCAGUAUGGCACAAACAAAGGAAAGAACUAUACAGAGGAGGAAGACAGGUUUCUAAUUUGCAUGUUGCAUAAGAUGGGCUUUGAUAAAGAAUAUGUCUAUGAGGAACUUCGACAGUGUGUACGGAACGCUCCACAGUUCAGAUUCGACUGGUUCAUCAAGUCCAGGACUGCCAUGGAGCUGCAGCGGCGCUGUAACACGCUCAUUUCUCUCAUUGAGAAAGAGAACAUGGAGAUAGAGGAAAAAGAACGCGCUGAGAAAAAGCGAAGAACACCCAAAGGACAAUCAGUAAUACGUCCUGUCUUCUUUCUUUUUGCUCCAUCUGUUGUUGUGCUCCGUGCUUCACGUCCCCAGAGACUUUCCCUCUAGUUCAGAAUCACGCUCGAACAACUGAACAAGAACAACAUGCAAAUGAUCAAAAUUCCCCUCAGAUUUACUGUCCGCAGUAAAGUAUAGUAUAUUUCACUGACGAUUUCAACCCUGUCUAUCUAUCUAUGUAUCUGUCUAUCUAUCAGAGCAUGUGCAUGGUGAGUUGCAAGAUUUUGCCUGGAGCGAGGAGCGUUCCCCCCUCCCCCCCUUUUUUUGACUGUUCUCUCUUGCUUCAGUACUGUUCCAUCACAUGCUAACUGCCUAUAAUGUCAGCAAGAUUUACAAU